AUGAAUCCCAUCAGAUUCGUUGUACUUAAUCAGCAAUGGAACGAAUUCAUUGUUCGCUUAGAGAAACUAUCGUAUUUGUCAUCUCAAUAUGAAAAGAUCAGUUUGCAUCAAAUCGACUCAACACGAUCGUUGGAAAAACCAAUUGAACAUACUCCAGUCGAACACAUGAAGAAACCUGAACAACGAAUGACUGUUGGUUACGAAGAAAAGGACGAUACAGAAUUAUUUCUGAAAUCAGUACAAGAAUGGACGAAGAACGUUUUCGAAAAUCUUUAA
Messenger RNA from Adineta ricciae, 276 nucleotides. The record is from the annotation of a GenBank genome assembly. NCBI's taxonomy places the organism in Eukaryota, Metazoa, Rotifera, Eurotatoria, Adinetida, Adinetidae.